Molecule: messenger RNA, 609 nt
Organism: Scedosporium apiospermum
Lineage: Eukaryota; Fungi; Ascomycota; Sordariomycetes; Microascales; Microascaceae
Exons: 2
Coding region: 1-609 (202 amino acids)
Source: RefSeq, a predicted model, not a curated record
AUGUCCACUGCGCACCACCACUCGGCCGGCAUGGAGUUCCCCUUCUCACCGAGGAGUAACCCCUCCAACAGCGCAUGCCACGCCACCAACACCAGCACCACCAAGGCCCGCCAGGGAACCACCCAAAACACCUCGUCGUACUCCAAGUCGAAGCGGAAGCUUUCCUCGACCAGGACGUCCACCAUCCCUUCAUCUCAUCAUAAGGAUGACACCACCAAGUACGGCGACGAUCUUCGUGGCGGUGGCAGCUCAAGCAAGAAGGCCCGUCGUCCUCCUUCCGAGACCGGCUUUCUCUCCAUGGGCGCCUGGUGCGAGCCCCGCCCGGCUCGAGACGAAGCUCUAGUCCUAGACGGAUAUGCCCGCGGCGCCGACGGUACGAGCGCCUGGACGCCGCCUGCAACGCCCUACAUCGGCCGACUGAACACUCCCCCCUUGUCGCCCAUGGCGUAUGACACCGAGUUCCAGCCACGCCGCCACGAAGAGCAGCAGGAAGACAGCAUCAACGAGAACUGGUACCUCGCCAGAAAGUCCAAGAUGGAUAUGAAAUUGGAUGCAGCGAAGGCGUACAUGGCGCAAAGGAAAGGUGGCAAUCAUCCACGCAUGGAAUAA